This is a messenger RNA of Hypoxylon trugodes, 808 nucleotides long. Its product is annotated as glutathione-dependent formaldehyde-activating GFA. Bases 171 to 674 code for a protein of 167 amino acids. NCBI's taxonomy places the organism in Eukaryota, Fungi, Ascomycota, Sordariomycetes, Xylariales, Hypoxylaceae. The record is from RefSeq and is a predicted model, not a curated record. Gene Ontology annotation, molecular function: carbon-sulfur lyase activity. The transcript has 2 exons.
GCAGAGCGGACCGUAAGGCGCGUUUGACAAGCGGGGGUUUGGUAUAAGAGGCUUCUCUUAUCAAUUUGAAUAUUGAACUGGUUGGAACAAAACAUAACUAUUAAAAUAAUUAUUCAAGAAAGAAAUCAACAGUAUUACUUCCUGGGAGAUUGAAGAAUUAGCCACAUAAAAUGUCUGAAUUAACCUCUAUCACCGACUUCCCGAAGCCGAAGACUGUCACGGGCGGUUGUCUCUGCGGCGCGAUCAGGUACCAGGCUAACUUUCCAGAGGACCAUGAUUUCUUAAAAUCAAGUGGUAGUUGUCAAUGCACUCAAUGUAGGCGCAACACCGGAGCCUUGAUUUUCGUGGCGCAUACCGCACCACUCAGUGGGUUCACAUUCCUAACGUCGACCACGACACUAAAGAAUUUCUACGCAACCCCUGGUUUUCAACGCGGGUUUUGCACUGAUUGUGGGAGUUUCUUGUACUGGAGGGAUGAAUCGCGUCAAGACAUUGCGCUCGCCGUAGGAGGUGUGGAUCCUGAGUUUCUGUCCAAGUUCGGAUUUGCGCUUGCGAACGCCUCUGGAAACAACGUGUGGUGCGAGAACGAGAUUAAGGGAGUUACUGAUGGUCUAGUUGGCAAGCAGAGAGGUGUCAAGUGGGCUAGGAGUAGUGAGGAGGGUGUAAGGAUGUAGAGUAGGAUACCAAGUCGAGGAAUUAGUUGCAGUCAGGCAUAUGAUCAAUCGAGUGCUAAUCAAUUGAUUCUUGCCAUGGUUGUCUCCUAGAGUAAGCGAAACAUUCAGUGGCAUGAAUGAACACCAAUAGCAGA